AUGAAGUACUUUGGAAUGCUUGGUAAGACAAGAAAACGUUACAGAAGAGCUGUUCAAAUACGUGGUCCAUCCUUACAAGAACAACUCCUUGCUCAUGUGUACCAAGAUUCUCCGCAUGAAUAUACCUUAGUAAAGGAACGGAAACCUCGUUCCACGCCUAUAAAAAGGAGGAAAAAGCCGGUUCCUGGUCGUCGUCGUGGUGUACGUCGCCGCAUGAUUAUUGAUAUCCAUUUAGAAGUCUUAGACGAAUGUCAAAAAAGGGACACACAAUUUGCACAGAAUGACUUUUUUGAAAUUUUGGUUCAAGAAUUUAUGGGAAGCGAAUUUAUAGAAGAAGAAAAUGUUCAUGAGGAACAGGUUCCAUGUUUAGAUUCCGGGUUUAGGGAGGAAGACUUUGUUCCUAAGGAACAGGUUCCAAUGUUCAGAUUCCGGGUUUAG
Molecule: messenger RNA, 438 nt
Organism: Plasmodium coatneyi
Lineage: Eukaryota; Apicomplexa; Aconoidasida; Haemosporida; Plasmodiidae
Product: SICA antigen
Exons: 2
Coding region: 1-438 (145 amino acids)
Source: RefSeq, a predicted model, not a curated record